Messenger RNA from Westerdykella ornata, 2460 nucleotides. Its product is annotated as oxidoreductase-like protein. The record is from RefSeq and is a predicted model, not a curated record. The coding region runs from base 465 to 2261 and encodes 598 amino acids. Lineage: Eukaryota; Fungi; Ascomycota; Dothideomycetes; Pleosporales; Sporormiaceae. The transcript has a single exon. Gene Ontology annotation, molecular function: oxidoreductase activity.
CGCUGCUAUAGAUCUAGUGUGUACAGAGGAUGGGGGGAAAAUGCGGAGAGAGAUGCGCCAAGAACUCGCAGCAUUUUUGCAUCUAAUAGAUUGAUUAAUGGGAUUCCUACUGCGUCAGGCUCGCCCUUUCACGUCCACCCAUGGCCAGCAGCUUCAGUCAACCCCGCGGCCGAGAAUUGAUUACUAAUAAAUCCUUCUGUUCAUCAUGCCAAUGGGAUGGGAUGUACCAGCGGCAUCGUGCCGUCACGUCAGAAUGCUUACAAAGCUGUUCGAACCUACGGACGGUCGUGUACGCCCUAGAAUGACAUCGUCUCAGGACGCAAUCGUCCGGGGAUUUAAAGCCACAGCUAGAAGUGCUCUGGAGGACAGACUACAGGGCUCGUAAACCACUUUACGGCUUCCUUGGACUUGCUAUCCAUUCUUGUCCGGCGUUAAGCUCGACAUUCGCCAUGGCGUUCUUCACAAUGGCGAUGCCCUGGAACGAAGGCGAAGAAAGGAUGCAGCAGCUCAUGCAUGUCCCGGAGCGUGGAAACCCUACGGCUACCACGUUGACGCCUCAAGCAAUGUACCUCCUCCAACGUGCACCCCUUUUGGCCAUUGGCACUCUAGAUUCACAAGAGAGGCCAUGGACAACUCUAUGGGGUGGUCAAACUGGAUUCUCCGAACAUCUCGGUGGUAAGAUGAUCGGAACCCGGACGCUUGUCGAUGGGGAAAAAGAUCCCGUGGUUCAGGCACUGGCUGGUGGAGCUACGACGAAUGGGGAGAUGAUACAGGGGAAUGACAAGAUGGUCUCGGGGCUAACCAUUGACUUGAUGAUGAGGAAAAGGGUCAAACUGUUUGGUCGCGUGUUGGCUGCGAGUUUAGGGGAAGCCAAAGUGCAAGUCGAAGGUGAUGAACAGCAGCAGGAUGGAGUACCCCGGGCGCAGCACCAGCUUCAACUUGUCACGAACAUCGAGCAGAGUUUGGGAAACUGCCCAAAGUACCUGAACCAAUACGAACUCAAGCCGACCUUGGUCACGUCGAAGCUCACAUCUCAAUCGCCCUCGCUCUCUGCCGAGGCCAAAACGCUGAUAUCUCAAGCGGACAUGUUCUUUCUCACCACCAGUACGCCAACAGAUAUGGAUACGAACCACAGGGGUGGCCCUGCAGGCUUUGUCCGAAUUCUCUCCGACACUGAAAUCGUAUACCCGGAAUACUCCGGCAAUCGCUUCUACCAAAGUCUGGGCAACCUGCAGAUAAACCCGCGCAUUGGCCUCGUGUUUCCCAACUACGACACUGGCGAUGUGCUGUACAUGACGGGCACGGCGGAGGUUCUGGUACUGGACGAUGCGGCGAAGCUACUGCCAGGAAGCAAUCUGGCGGUCAAGAUAACUACCGAGGAAGUCCGGUAUGUGGCAUCUGGUCUGCCUUUCCGAGGAAUCAGGAAUACGCCUUCGCCAUAUAACCCAGCCGUGAGAACACUAGCUUCCGAAGGAAAUAUCAAGGCCUCGUAUGCCUCAUGCCCUCGUCAAUCCGCCACGCUCAUCGAUAGGACGUUGAUAACCCCAACCAUCGCUCGUCUCAGGUUUUCCACUCCCGAAGGCAUCUCAUAUAAGCCUGGUCAAUGGGUUGCCCUGGACUUCUCGAAAGAGCUGGAUAUGGGAUACUCACACAUGCGGGACGAUGAUCCGACGAGCCUGAACGAUGAUUUCAUACGAACAUUCACGAUAUCGUCGAAACCAGACGAAGAGCCCGACAUGAGCAAAGAGUUCGAGAUCACAAUUCGCAAAGUCGGUCCCGUGACGAGCUUCCUCUUCAGAACGAAUGAUAUAGGAAGCUUGCAAAUUCCAGUUCUGGGUGUGGGCGGAGAGUUCUACAUAGAGCGAAAUGAAAAGGAAAUCAGUUUCGUAGCUGGCGGUGUUGGUAUCACGCCACUACUUAGCCAAUGGCCAUCGCUUUCAGAAGAUCACUUGACAAAGCUCAACCUGUUCUGGUCGAUCCGCGCAGAAGACAUCGAUUUUGUCGCUGACGUCUUUGAACGGUAUCCGGGUCUGGCACGGCGCACGCAGGUAUAUCUGACCGGAUACAAAGAUUUCGAAGAUGUGAAUGAAAAAAUAAAGAAAAUAGAUGAGCAAGGAGCCACGGUUAGAAAACAGAGGCUAACGAAGGAUGGUCUAAAUGGCUCGAAUAAGUGGUAUAUUUGCGCUUCGAAGGGGCUGCGCAAGGUUUUGUUGGAGUGGUUGGAGGGAAAAGAUGUGGAGUUUGAGGAUUUUGAUUAUUGAGGCAGUCAUGACAAUGUUUCAGCUCAGGAAGAUCUAAGUGGUUUGUUUAUUCUCAAUUGGAUAUGACUGACUUCUUCGCGCACUCCACCGAAUCGAGUAUGAAGCGCGGUGUAGGGACACCCUCUACCUAGUAGAAGCAGACGGGACAGUGGUAUGGCUCACUUUAUGAGCUUAUAUAUGAACCCUACAAAACAUUGCC